AUGACUUACGGAAAAAUCAUAUUUAACAAUAUAAAAGAAUAUACUCCGUCUUGGAUUAAAACUAUUCCUUAUUCAUAAACAGUUAAACCAACUUUUACCAGGCUUCCUUAAAGAGUAGGAAUAAUGAAUGCAGAUCCUAAAGUUAAAAGAAUGUGGAGAUUUUUACAACAAAAUGUAUAAUAUUAUCCUUGGUUAUGGCAAAUGUUCUUAUUAGGAAUUUCAUUUACAUGGUUCCAUAUUGUUUAUGAUCCUUGGUUGUAAUUAUAUAAAGCAAAUAAUGCUAAUAGAACCUAUGAUUACGCUUUCAAGAAAGAAAAAGCUUAUUAAAAAAAAAAAUAAGCUGAAGAAGAAGGCGAAUAAUGA
Ichthyophthirius multifiliis is the source of this 363-nucleotide messenger RNA. RefSeq lists its product as hypothetical. NCBI's taxonomy places the organism in Eukaryota, Ciliophora, Oligohymenophorea, Hymenostomatida. The transcript is spliced from 4 exons. The record is from RefSeq and is a predicted model, not a curated record.